Rana temporaria (common frog) is the source of this 1772-nucleotide messenger RNA. Its product is annotated as fibrocystin-like. Lineage: Eukaryota; Metazoa; Chordata; Amphibia; Anura; Ranidae. Bases 56 to 1576 code for a protein of 506 amino acids. The record is from RefSeq and is a predicted model, not a curated record. The transcript is spliced from 6 exons.
AGGAAUUUAUCGGACAGAGGGCCAGUGCACCUACAAAUCGAAUUCCCAGGCUCAUAUGUGUCACCAGUUGGACCUCAGUGUCGUAAUUCUUGAAAACAUUAUUACACCUGUAGACCCUAUUGGUCCAAUCUUGGCAAUAACAGAUCGUUUUGCUCAAGUGUUUGUCAGUGGAGGAACUACUCAAGAUCAGUGCUGUAACAUAACCAGUCAUAAGACCUUUUACUCAAUCUUGCCAGCAAACAAAAUUACUAAAGUUUGUUUUACAGGUACAACUCCAAGGGCAUUAAAACUUCAGCUUCAUGGGGCUCAGAAUUCCACCAAACUUGUCUUGGCUCUAUUUUACGACAUCCCAGAUAGUUUUUAUAUUGUUUCAGGAGGAGAACGGUAUUCCACAGUUCUCUAUGACAUAGCACCUGACUUUCAACAUCAGAAACAUGGCUCAAGCUUUUUUAGUUUUAGAGAGAACUUGUUGUAUGUUAUCUUGCAAGGAGAUGAGCCACUAGAGAUAUGGACCAAGCUAUCUGUUCACUUGUUUUUCUAUGUGGUGGAAGGAACUGGCACAGACCUUUACAACCAGUUAGGCUUGAAACUGGCCCACUUUUUGAACAUUGAUCCAGCUCAAGUAAGAGUACUGCAGAUAUUCCAGGGUCGAGCUUCAACGUUAAAGACCAUCACAGACAGCCAUUCAAAGCGUAAGCGGCACUGCCCAUCCAUAAUCCAAAAACAGAGAAGAGUCAGACGUCACUCUGGUACCAACCUAAAAGAUAUUGACAGAAAGAAAAGACAAAGACAAGAGAGCCAAUUGGAAUUACUUAUUGUGGAAAUAGAUGAACCUAAUGUAUUGAGCCCAACUAAUGCCUCCAAAGGAAUAGCAACUUCUUCAACACAAAGGGACAUGCAGAACAUAUCCAACAGCAUUAUCAGUGCUUUGCAGACAGGAGAAUUGGAGAAUACUUUCAGUGUGCAGAUUGAUUAUAUGAUGGUGGCUGUACCAGAUUUGGGAAAUAGAAGCAGGAGUAGUGACGCAGAAGAAAGUCGCAGUGCUGUGUACGUGAGACCUCAUAGACUCUUUAUUGAUGUACAGCCAGUGGGGGGGCCGGCUGGACAGCCACUUCUGAUGCAGCCUAAAAUUACAUUCCUGGAUAUCAAGGGAAAUCAAGUUAGGAAUUUAGGACAUUCUUCCAGCCCCUGGUACUUAUCAGUUUAUCUGAAGGACGCUUCAACUAUUAAUCUGAAAGGAAACACCACGGUGCUGAUACAAGAUGGAUGGGCUAACUUCUCCAACCUGGCCAUCUCAAGUUCUGGAUCCAACUGGUGCCUGAUAUUUAAUGUGACAUCACCUCCAGGUCUCUCAUUCUCAAUACAGUCACAGGAAUUCAACGUCUUUCACCUACUGAAGCAGCCUAGAGAGAAUGUCUUCAUGCUGGUGGUGUUCAGUUCUGCAGCUUCUGCUAUUGUUUUGUUCUUUUUCUUCUGCUGUCUAUUCAAAUGGAAGAAAGGUGGAAGAUUCAAACAAAGCAAACCAGAAAGAUCUAAGAAGAUUAGAAGAUUUACCACCAGGAACAGAAUAUCCUAAACCCUCAAAAGUCUCAAGCACCGACUGCUGACAGUUUGACAAAAAAUCCUGGCAUUGAAAAGACUGUGAAGAACACUAGAUUCAGAUAAAGGUCCAAUACAGAGUUGCAUGACCACCAUAGAUGUGCGCAGAGGGUGUGCCAGGUGUGCUUAGGCACACCCUAAUUACCCUUUACAUCACAGAUUCCCCCUACUGC